AGGGAAGAGGGCGACGGGAAAAGUCGGAGGUUUCGGAGAUAAACGUUUGGGGACAGAGGAGGAGGACACGCGCAGCGCCUUGCACUUUUUCGCACCGUGGGAGGGAUGGGUGAGAAAAGACGACGCCCGCCCCGCCCACCACCCGAGCAGUCGCUGAGGAGAGUCUGGCUCGCCUCAAGAGCAACAAUGGGCGGGAAAGAAAUAAGAGAGCGCGCGACGCCUGGGCGGGGGUUGUUUAUCAUAAACGCCGUCGCUGAUUGGUUGCUGGUUGCUCGAGCGCAACCGCUAGCCUCUUUCCCUCCCCCAUCUCUCACCCUCGCGAGCCUCAAUUUAAGGUCAAUUGAAGAAAAUGAAGUUUACUUACCUAAUGAUGAGCUGUGGAUCUAUGAUAUCGAUUGUGGAUUAUGGUCAAUGCAUCUGAUGGAAGGGGAGUUACCUCCAUCCAUGUCAGGAAGUUGUGGGGCUUGUAUUAAUGGGAUGCUAUAUAUCUUUGGUGGAUUUGACGACAAAGGAUACAGCAAUCGGCUCUAUUAUGUUAAUUUGCGAACAAGAAAUGGAACCUAUUUGUGGGAAAAAAUCACAGACUUUAAAGGUCAGCCUCCUACACCACGUGACAAACUUGCCUGCUGGGUGUAUAAAGACAGGCUCAUCUAUUUUGGUGGCUAUGGCUGUAGAAAACAAAGUGAGCUGAGUGAUUGUUUUGAUGUUCAUGAUGCAUUUUGGGAAGGGCAGAUAUUCUGGGGAUGGCACAAUGAUGUUCAUGUUUUUGAUACAACUACGCAAACUUGGUAUCAGCCAACAAUUAAAAGUGGAGUUCCACCUCAGCCUCGAGCAGCUCAUUCAUGUGCAGUCCUAGGAAAUAAAGGUUACGUGUUUGGAGGACGUGUUUUGCAAACAAGGAUGAAUGAUUUGCACUCUUUGAAUUUAGAUACCUGGAUUUGGUCAGGACAAAUUUGUACAAAUGGAGAAAAACCAGAAGACAGAUCGUGGCAUACUUUGACUCCUGUAACGGAUGGUAAACUUUUCCUGUUUGGUGGGCUGAGUUCAGACAAUGUACCCUUAAGUGAUGGUUGGAUUUAUGGUGUUGCAACAAACAAAUGGCAACAACUUACAUACUUACCAAAGAGCAGACCUAGAUUGUGGCAUACAGCCUGUCUUGGUAAAGAGGGUGAAGUGAUGGUCUUUGGAGGAAGUAAAGAUGACUUGCAUUUUCUGGACACGGGACACUGCAGUGAUUUAUUAAUUUUUCAGACACAACCAUACUCACUUCUCAGGCUGAGCCUUGACUGCAUUGGUAAAAAUGCUGCUCUCUUGGAGAACAAAAUAUCUUGGUUACCAGCUAGACUUCUGGAAGAAGCUGUGGAUAAAAUAACUUUUUGGGCUGCUGUUAACUAUCGUCAAGGAAAAAAAGCUGAAGCAGAAGGGCAGGAGCAGACUAAUGUCUCUUAGCAUCCACUCUUCACAAUGGAUUUACAAUGUACAGUACAGACCCUUCUUGGAGAUAAUUUAGAAAUGUUACUGUCACCUAUUCGGGCUAUUCUAAGAUUGGGUCAGAUCUGGAAACUUGUCUCUAUCCAUUGCCAACCAUUUUUUAUGCAUUAAGAAAUCAGAGUGUUUUUCUAAUACUCUGAUUUCUUGAUGUAUAAAAAAUGGAUGGCAACGUCAUUGAUGUCAUAACAGCUCCACUUAGGGGCUCUGGAGAUUAAUGACAACUUUCUUGGGUUUGCUGAGCCAGUUCAUAAAACUAGUUGAGCCAAUAAUUGCUAUUAAAACUAAAUACGUUAAUGAAGCUUCAGGCAGUCAAAGUUUUAUUUGGCCAUAUUUUUGUGUAUUGCUACACUUUUGCCAUUGUCUAAAAAGGGGAAUUGAUUUAAUACAAUUGCAACCCCAAAACUGUAUUCUUUGGACAAGACCAUAAAAAAUAGGUUGAACGCAGGAUGACCCAUGUAAUGACACCAUACUAUAGAAACACUUUAAAGUUGCACUAUGUUUAAUGUUUUUACUGUGCAAAUUCAAAAUGUUUGCACUGAACAUUGAUCGACUAUAAUUAAUCACAGUUUUGAAAGUACAGCAAUUUGUAAAGUUUGUAUUUUUUUGUUAUUUAUUGUAAAGUAUUUAUAACAUGCAAUGUUCCUGUUUUAGAUAUAGGGACUGUGUCAUUAACAUUUGCUGUAAGUGUUACAUAGAAUCGUAUUCUGAAUACAUUUACUCACUUGCCAGUUUGACAAAAAAUCUUGGGGGAAAUGGUUUGCUCAUAAGUGCUACUUUGAGUAGCCUUGAGGCUGGUUGCAGUGAUAACUGAGUACAUAUGGUAUUAGUAAAUUAAGCGAAGGGCUUCAUGCCAUAAGAUGCUGUUUAAUAAUGCAAUUAUCAGAGUUAAGACAUCCCUUGAGGAAGAUUUUUGAUACUAGCAGUUUUGUUUCUGUUGAAGAAGGGGUGAUGCAAAUUUUAUAUAAAUGAUCUUUGCCUCUUUGUUCUUAGCACUGAAACUAUAAGCUAAAAUGGGGAAUGUAGGUCUUCGCUCCCAAAACUGAGUGCAUAAUUUGUCAGAUAUGGAGCUGUGUUUCAGGUAUUUGACUACAGACCUAAUAUUAAUUACUGAAAAUGUCCAUCUUGCAAUGAAUCAGAUAUUUUAAGCACCUGAAUAGAUGCAGCAAUUUUAGUGAAGUUAUUAACGUGGGGUGAGUCAACCUUUGUCCUGGGACAAUGGCAUACAGAACUUUGAAAGCAUUGUAGGGAGGAGAUGUCCCUCACACCAUCUACCUUUUGACAUGAGAUUAAUUCCAGUUCUACUCCACCCUAGGUAAACCACUGCUCUUGAUAGUGACGUAAGAAGCAUGCAGCCGCCCUGGAGUGAAUCAGAUGUCAUAAGAUUGCCAUUAUCGUGGCAGAUGUUCAGGUUAAGGUUACCAGCUGUUUUUCUGGAAGAUCUCCUGUGCCUUUAACUGCUGUGUAACAAGCUGAAAUUCAGCCGGGGAGAGGUGGGGAGGCUGUUCCAUUAUGCAGAUAUGUUGAGAGAGCUCCUGCUGAAUCUGUGCUUGUCAUGCAGCUGUUCAACGCAAAAGGAGACCUGCCAAAAGAAAAUUUGGCAAACCUGUUUCAGUGGGAUAAGAGCCCUUUAUUCCGUUAUUAGAACUGAUAUGACUAGAUCUGAAAAUUCAAUCUUUGUCUCCAGUUUUGUUUUUAAAGUGUGAAAUUCUAAGCAUGGUUCUGUGAUGUCAUAUGUGCAAAUACAAGUUAUUCAAAAGGGCAUCUAAAAGCAGCUUUCAGAAUGGAUAUGUACAUAAGUGGUUGUGGAGAAUGCUGCACAGGAGCAUUAAUUUCUUGUGUUCUUGCUCCCCAGUAUGUUCAGGAUACUCAAGAUGGCUGUACAUAUCAAACAUCAGUCAUAGGUAUGUUUCUGCAAGUGAGUCCCAGUCCCAGACUAAAGGUGCAAUCCACUGGGAUCUUCUGCACAAACCCUCUGGAAAUGAAUGAGAGCAAAAUAACGCUCUUAAGCAGCUCCCAUGCAUGAACAGGAAAAAAUCCUUUUCAGUGGAUUGUGGCUAGUAUUUAGAAGUAAUGGUUGUUGAUUCCAUUGGAAUCUCUACAUAAUGUGGUUCGUAUUGGUGUGAGAAUUCCCCUGACUUCUAGGUAAUCUUCUGAGUAAUUAUGGUGCUACUAAAAAUGUUGCACCAAGGUAAAAUCCUGACAAGGUCAAAGUCAGGGAAAUUGACUCUGAGCUUCACCAGCAGCAUCAGUGAUUAGUCCAUACCUGACCUAAAAAAGUUUGAUAAGGAGGUAUCUGUUAAAUUUAUCAUAUUGAAAUUGUUUUCAGAAUUAGUUCCAAAUAAAAGUGCCUUUAUCACCUUAAUAUGUUUUCAUUUGUAUUUUACAGUAUCUGCCAAAAACUGGAUUUUUCUCUCACAAUAAAAAUGUA
Molecule: messenger RNA, 3919 nt
Organism: Rhineura floridana
Lineage: Eukaryota; Metazoa; Chordata; Lepidosauria; Squamata; Rhineuridae
Gene: KLHDC1
Product: kelch domain containing 1
Exons: 13
Coding region: 106-1449 (447 amino acids)
Molecular function (GO): protein binding
Source: RefSeq, a predicted model, not a curated record